This is a messenger RNA of Symbiodinium pilosum, 249 nucleotides long. NCBI's taxonomy places the organism in Eukaryota, Dinophyceae, Suessiales, Symbiodiniaceae. The record is from the annotation of a GenBank genome assembly.
AUGGAGGGUCGCAUGCAGCGGCAUUGCUUGCACUUUGUGCCGAAAUGCAACCCUCGGGAGCCCCUCAGACAUGAGCGCAUCAAUAUCACUUUCAGGUGGGUGAGGGCACAUCGGUCGCGCUGCCCUCUGCGCCGCAGGAGCGCGUCAAAGCUGCACAGGGCUAUGCAGGAUUCCAAGGAUUGCAAGUCAGGCCCCCUACCACCCAUUUCGCGCUUAGUGGUCGAUGGCGGGUCGGACAGAGCUUCGUGA